Molecule: messenger RNA, 2261 nt
Organism: Paramacrobiotus metropolitanus
Lineage: Eukaryota; Metazoa; Tardigrada; Eutardigrada; Parachela; Macrobiotidae
Product: GH3 domain-containing protein-like
Exons: 9
Coding region: 179-2134 (651 amino acids)
Cellular component (GO): cytoplasm
Molecular function (GO): acid-amino acid ligase activity
Source: RefSeq, a predicted model, not a curated record
CUGGAUUGUAUCCUGGUUGCAUGCUGUUUACAACCAGUAUACAGUUCAGUCGACGUCGGGUGAAAAGUGAUAACUCAACACUACUUAAUUAAUUUUGCAUUUCUGCAGCACUGUAUUUUGUUUGUUGAAAGUUCACUGCGAAAAGAUCUAUAUACAGUAUUUUGAGUAUGACUGCUUGAUGUUAGGAUCGCAUCAGUCCGGAAUACAUACAAGUAGAUACAACAUGGGAACACGAUCCGGAUUAUUGGGAAAUCUUUCGAUUGCGACAUUGAUCACCGUGCUGUUUCGACUGUUUUUUGCUUCUGAAUUCUCGUUCAUUGCAUGCUUUGCAGUGUUUUCGGUGGCUUUCACGGCAACUACGGUGUUGGACAUUGCAUCCCGCGAUGUCGCACGUUCUCAUUCUCUCCGUUCCGCUCUGGACCAGUAUUUCGCGUUAAACUUUCUGAACCUUCUCGGAUGGAUUUUCUACAAAAUCCUGUUGAAAGAUACUAAAAACAUCCAACAAACCCAAACUCGCACUCUUCUUGGAUUUCUCCGCGCCAAUAGCACGUCGGAAUUCGGCAUGCAGCAUCAUUCCUCUUCAGUAAAGAAUACGGAAGAUUUUCGCCGCCAGUUUCCCCUGACGACAGACGCGGAUUACGAGUCGUCCGUCCAGCGCAUGAUGGACGGCGCACGGAAUGUUUUGACGAGCAAACAGCCCGUCGUCUUCGCAGUGACGUCAGGCACGUCGGGGCGGAGCAACAUCCUGCCGUUCUUACGGAAACAGCGGGCUGUGUUUUUCUUCCGCGGCAUCACGGUGAUGAGCCAUAUCAUGAUGAAGCAUUUUCCUCAGACCAAAUGUUUACGAAAGGGUGUUAAAUUCUUUUAUUCGCCACGAUGGCGGACAUCCCCAGCCGGCAUCCCGAUUGGCCCGAAUUCUUCCUCCCCGACAUCCACAAAAUCCAUUCUCCAUUUGUACAGCACGCCGAAAGUGGGAUAUGAUAUUGCAUCGGAACCGGAUGCCCUGUACGUGCAUCUGCUUUUCGCUUUAAAGGACCGCGAAAUCGGUCUGAUCGAGGCCAACUUUGCGUCACUCGUCUACUAUGCUUUCCAGUUUUUGGAAGCAAAUAAAGACGAUUUAAUUGAUAAUAUACGGAAAGGAAGAGUGAAGUCCGGUUUGAGUUUUACACCUGAAAUUCGCGUUGAACUGGAAAAGCUGUUGACUCCGGAUGAACAGCGUGCUGAUGAUAUCACCGAUGCGUUUGCUAACGGCAGUGUUGGAAUUGCCAAACGACUUUGGCCAAAAAUGGCUCUGGUACUGUGCGUGGAUUCCGGUGCCUUUGGAAAUUACGGGCAGGUUUUACGCGAGAAAUAUUGUGAAGGUGUUCCAUUGUAUUCUCCGUUGUACGCUGCAACCGAAGGAUUAAUUGGGUUGAACGUUUGGCCUUUACAUUGUCCAUCUCGCUAUCUGCUUAUGCCGACUGCUAUGUUUUUUGAAUUUAUACCGCUCGAUCGAAUGGAUGAGCUGCAGCCAGAAACGCUGUUACUCCAUCAGGUAAAAUGCGGAGAACCGUAUGAAGUCGUACUGACCAAUGCCAGUGGCUUAUGCCGGUUCAGGUUUGGCGAUGUGGUGCGGGUUAUCGAUUUCGUUAACCAGUGUCCCGUUGUGGAAUUUUUAUACAGAAAAGGACAACUGCUGAACGUUAGAGGCGAAAAAACAUCGGAGAAAGCAUUAUAUGAUGCACUGAUGACAGCUGCGCGGGAUGUGGGCGCGGAACUGGUUGAUUACACCACUUGCGAAAGCGUUUUACUUGGAGAACUGAAAUACCAAGAUCAAUCCCGGAAGUUGCCGUUUUAUGCGAUAUUUAUUGAGUUUAGCGAUGUGCGGAAAAUGUGGGCAGCAAGCGAAAUGCGAGAUCUGGCAGCAAAGAUUGACGAAGCCCUCCAAGAUUCAUCUUAUGUUUACAAAUCGUUUCGGACUAAAAACGCUGUGGGACUCCCGGAAGUAUAUGUUCUACGUUCUGGUGCCUUUUCUGCUUUGCGGGCAUUUUUGCUAACGAAUUCCGAGGCCUCUGCCAACCAGAUAAAAAUUCCGCGAGUUAUGAAGAAGACCCAGUCGGUCGAGUUCUUGCUGAACAAAAUUGUUAAAGAUUGAUACGCCUGCUGUUAUGAUGGUCUAUCAUUACGAACAUGAUUCUGUGGUUACUGUGAUAUCGGUUUAUUACGACUUUUUACAUGAAUUGUUUGGAAUACCCUGUUAUUGGCAGUAAGAAAAUAACAAA